Molecule: messenger RNA, 1272 nt
Organism: Podospora anserina S mat+
Lineage: Eukaryota; Fungi; Ascomycota; Sordariomycetes; Sordariales; Podosporaceae
Exons: 3
Coding region: 1-1272 (423 amino acids)
Biological process (GO): hydrogen peroxide catabolic process; response to reactive oxygen species; cellular response to oxidative stress
Molecular function (GO): heme binding; peroxidase activity
Source: RefSeq, a predicted model, not a curated record
AUGAUAUAUCUACGUCGGCGGGGUCCAAGGCUGAAGAGUCUCGAUAUUCGGUUUCUUCGCCAUACACCCACAGCUGUCACUCGUUUCAGUCUUGCAGGUCCGCCCCCCCCCCCCCCUUCUUUCAGUUGCGUCUGCCCUUGGUACAGAAAGACACUCUCUCGUCUCCAGCCAGCCACCAUGAAGGCCUCUUCUAUCGCUACGGCCUUGGCCGGUGGCAUAACCAUGCUCUCAGCGGCGGUGCAAGCCGAUCCGGGGAUGAUGAACUCGUCUGUUCUGGAAGCCCUCCACGAGGCAGACCGGAGGCCACAAGAGCUCAUCGGUGACCUUCAAUGGCUUCAACCUCGCCAGAUGAGCCCCGUUUCCCACUUGGUCAGAUCAAUUCUGGUCGAUGGCUUCGAUGCUCAAUCGAAUGAGCAUUACCAAUACGUACCUCCCUUGCGUUCGGCAGCUUGUGCUCGAGACACUUGCUGCGUCUGGUGGUACAUUGCCAAAGAAAUGUCACAACUCUUCCGUGGCACUGAUGGGCAAUGUACAGAUGCCGCCCGAGGUGCCAUCCGCACCGGAUUUCACGAUGCCGGCGCGUGGUCCAAGACUACGGGCGAUUUCGGGGGUGCUGACGGGUCCAUCGUCCAUGCACCCGAGGAGAUGCUUCGCCGACCAAACAAGGGGCUUCAAGAGAUUGUUCAACAGUACAAGUUUUGGUACGAUCGCUGGAGCCAUUUCGGUGUUAGCAUGGCCGAUUUGAUCCAGAUGGGCGCCAAUGUCGCUACUGUUGUUUGCCCUCUUGGCCCCCGCAUCCGCUCCUUUGUUGGCCGCCGAGACAACUUCAAGCCUGCUCCAGACGGGCUUCUCCCCAGCCCUUUCGACCCUCCCGACAAGGUCAUCGCCAUGUUCCGUGCCAAGACUAUCCAACCGCUCAGCCUUGCCGCCCUGCUCGGUGCUCACUCCACCAGCCGCCAACGUUUCUUCAAUCCUGCGCGUGCUGGCGCCCCCCAGGACAGCACCCCAGGUGUUUGCGAUGUGCUGUUCUACCGCCAGACUCUGGCUGCCCGCUCCCCUCCUGAUGUCUUCCGCCUCCCCAGCGAUGUUGUCUUGGCUGAGCACCCCCUCCUGUUCCCGGCUUUCAAGGCUUUUGCCGGACCUGGUGGCCAGGCUCUUUGGGCUCAUGAAUACGCCCGCGCGUACCUCCGGCUUAGUCUUCUCGGUGUUUUCAACAUCAACAACCUGACCGACUGCACCCGGGUGCUACCGCCGAGAACGCUCAAGUGGUGA